CAUGUGUAGUCGAACAGAUAUAAAGCAACGCAAUGCAUUUUUGUACCGUUAAAGAGAAUUUCGCUUCUAUAAUCUUUUACAGUAAGUCGCAUCCGAACGGUCCGCCAAUGGAGAAGCAAAAUCUGCGAGCAAGGGUUCACCUGAAAUCGGAAGGAUUUCUACAAAGACGUUGCACGAGCUACCGCAGGUGUUGCGCCAUCCAAUCCACCGCGUAUUGCUGAACCCGAACCGCCCCGGGAAAUCCGGCCGUGCCCAGACCCAGAUAGGCAUGGGGCACGUUGUUCACGGCGACGAUCUCCGAAUCGACGCCCAGGAGGCGCAAUCGCUCGUGGAAUGCCAACGAAUCGUCCAGCAGGGGAUCCCUCGCACCGGCGAAGAGCAGCGCUGGUGGAAACCGCCGCAGGAUUUCGUCGGGGGCGUAACACGGCGAUGCAAGCGGAUGCCUCCUCUCGCGUUCGGAAGAAACAUAGGCGUCCGAGAUUGCGGACAGCAGGGCACUCGGGAGCACCGGGUCCUCUGUCCCGGUGCUUCGAGAACGAGACACUUCCGUGGCAAGGUUGAGUGCGGGACACGAAAGCACGAUGGCGUCCGGCAUUCGCUUGGGACGGUCCCCCCCGCCAUUCAGCGGAGACGACUCGUCGAGGUUGCCGCCCCUGCCUUCGGCCUGGAUGUUGCCCAUUGCCAGUUUCACACAGAGCGCCGCCGCGAGAUUCCCGCCCACGCUUUCCCCCGUGACGAUAAUCGAAUUGGCAUCGAACCCCAGGCUCGUUCCGGUGUUUCCUGUAGCAAGCAAUUUGUAGAUUGCAAAAAUCUGGUUCAAUUGGACGGGGAACUGGUUCUCCGGCAACAACGAGUACUAAACCGAAAAUUGAGUGAGUUGGAUCGGAACGGAACAGACGAAAACUUUUUGACGGCGAUGGGCUUACCUCGGGACAAAUGACAACGGCACCGGUAGACGAGCUCCAGUCUAGCAAGUACGGAAGAUCCGAAGCAAUCGUGUGUGCAAAAAACCCUCCACCGGUCAGGUGCAAAAUCACGUCCCGCUGGUGGUGCUGCCCCUUCGAUCCGACAAUUUUUUUCCGAACAGGAUUUCCCUCGUCCUGGUGUGUCUCCGUUUCGUCUAUUGUGGGCAAUUGGGAAAAAUACCCUAACGAAUUUCGAAACCCUUUCCUCGCUUGGCUUCGGAGUAUACCCGCCAGCUCGGGGGCUGGAUCCUUGGAAAGAACAAAGCAACUGACACCACCCAGAACAAUUCGGUCUGCUACCGAAGCUCCCUUGAUCAUCCUCGAAGCCCGCAAGGUGAGAUUUUUGAGCAAGGGAAGAGAUACCAUGCCCCUGGAAUGAAACGUCAGCCACCGUGAGGACAAGAAAGCGUUGAACAAUCCAUUGGGUAUUUGUGUUAUCCAUUCUUGCUUACCAUGCAUGCCGAAUCAAGUCACACGAAGCAUCGUCGUUCACAAUGGAAGGGGUUGGAGCACCAGUGAUAGUAUAGAAGCAAGCUGCCACUCCCGCAACCAAAGGGAGAAAGAAGGAGUUCGGUUUUUCUUUCGUGCAAUGAACGCCUGCCCCAAUAGAGGCAUAAUAGAUAUCCAUGAAUCGUUUCAAGAUAAAGAAUCGAAUCUCGCCUGUUGAACUCCAGAAAUACGCUUUGAAGUUGUUUUUCUUUGCGCAUUCAAUCAAUAUCCUAGCCUUUCUGUCUGCAUCGAUUGAACCUUUCGGGGUUGCAAUUCGGGGCAACUCAUUUUCUGCGACGACCGUGCUUGGAGAGAAACAACCACGCUCGCGCCCCUUUCGAUCUCCGACAGCGCCAUGAACCAAAUUCCAUCGUUUUGACCAUUCCGAAAGCUCGUUGCUGCUUCGAACGAUUUUGUCCGUCAUCCAGCACGUGUUGAUAAAGUUUCUGAAAAGCACCAAACCGGCUAACGAUCCACCGGCUUUUGUAGCAGCAAGAAGCAAAGAUGUACCAUGGGGAAAAUACAUUGGGAGCACGCGAGGCUUUAUGUGUCUCUCUCCAACACAUUUCCGACCGAGGACACCCGCGAUCAGUCCAACCCCCAAACAACAAAACCCGAUCGAUGAUAGAUUCGAGCUGCCGCGAGACCUUUUGCGUGCAAAGUUUGGGUUUUCGUCUUUUCUCUUCCUGCCAACGGAGUCAGAUGAUAAUUCAUCCAUCCUAUAGCCMGCAAUCACGUAAUGUGCGUCGUCGAUCCGAACCAAUAGGAGCUGCAGAACAACCACCAACUGAAACACAAGCUGGCUGUCAACACUCCGCCCCGUUUUGUUGCGUUGAAAUUGAUGUUCGAGCGGUGGCUCUCGUGGACUUUGGGGUCGCGAUCUUUGUUUGCUUAUAUUCGAUUCGCAAUCCCGCGGUUUCGACGCGUUUGCUUUUCGAGAUGCCUGCUUCAGGUAUUCUAGCGCUCGCAGGAUGUCGCCAUAGUCGUGAAUUCCUUUCGGUUUUUUCACCGACUGCGAUGCGUUUACGACGUAGUCUAUAAUGUGUUUCUCUGCGGCAUAGAGACUGCUUUGGAGCCGGUAGAGGGCUUUAUAUCGACCGGGGAAGAAUUGGAUCUUUGAUAAGGUUGCUUGUAGAUUGUCUUUGCACUCCCGCAAUAAUGGGACUACCUGAAAGAUAUAGUGAGAGGGUUGGCUCAUUUUUCUCGAUCGCGAGUACGAGGUGUGUGUUCCGAUUAUUAUUCAUGCUGGGAAAAUACGUAUCGUACUUUCUAGUGAUGAAGCAUUAAAAAAAUUAGCAAUUG
Molecule: messenger RNA, 2756 nt
Organism: Pseudo-nitzschia multistriata
Lineage: Eukaryota; Bacillariophyta; Bacillariophyceae; Bacillariales; Bacillariaceae
Source: the annotation of a GenBank genome assembly